Messenger RNA from Acanthosepion pharaonis, 603 nucleotides. Lineage: Eukaryota; Metazoa; Mollusca; Cephalopoda; Sepiida; Sepiidae. The record is from the annotation of a GenBank genome assembly.
AUGAGUACUAUUGUAAACAAGUGGGCAAGUGUUGAUUGCAGUGUUGAUUUCUGUGUCCAUAAUCUAUCUAUCUAUCUAUCUAUCUAUCUAUUAUAUACCUUAUCUAUGAACACUAAAGUGUUACAACACUAUCUAUCUAUCUAUCUAUCUAUCUAUCUAUCUAUCUAUCUAUCUAUCUACACAAUUGAGUUAUUACUCCAUAAGACGUCAUAUAGCUAUCGUUAUUCAAUUCAAAGCAACGCUACUUGUCUGCCUAUCUAUCUAUCUAUCUAUCUAUCUAUCUAUCUAUCUAUCUAUCUAUGUGAAGAGCAUAUAAGCUAUUUUCUGUAUAUUUAUACCUUUCUGUUUGUCUUUCUUUUUGCUGUCGUUCUCUGUUUUUCUAUAUAUUUACACCUUCGUCUUUCUUUCUUUUAUUUAGCAUAUAUUUACACCUUUCGCUUUCUUUCUUUCUUUCUUUCUUUCUUUCUUUCUUUCUUUCUUCAUAUAUUUGAACCUUCCUUUUCUUUCUUUCUUUUCCAUAUAUUUACAUAUUUCUUUCUUUUGAUUUCCUUAUAUUUACACCUUUCUUUCUUUCGUUCUCUCUUUCUUUUUACAUAUAUUUAA